UGUACUUUUGCGUCCAUUCGUUUUCCGUUUUUUGACGAUGACGGAAAAAAUGAAAAAAGAACGGUUAUUGUAUUUUUAAAUGCAAUGCUGAAAACAAAAAUUGGAAUUAAAACCGUAUACACAAAAUGCUGCGCAAAAAAAAUAAAUAUUAAUGUGUUUUCAGAUUUUUGUUUAUGGAUUUUGCACUUUUAUUAAACAUUUUAAAAACGCACAAAUUAAUCUCGAAAAAAUGUCGAUUUUACUGGUUUUCUAUGGCCAAAUUAGACACCCGGAAAUAAUAUUUUCCGCACUGUUGAAAGAUAAGAGCCGUCAUGUCUCUGGAACCAUACAGAGAGGUGAUUACGAACAUGAUUUUAGAACAUAAAACACACUCGGACAUUGCAGAGCACCUGUCUCAACUUGGUGCCGGGCGAGGUUAUUCGGUGAGGAGUGUGAGAAGAUUUUGUGCCAGUCAUGGUCUGAGACGGGAGGUUUCUGACACUCACCUGGAAAUAGCUGUAUCGACAGCAGUACAAGAAGCAGGACCAACCUACGGUCGUAAGAUGAUGACUGGUUAUUUGGCAGCAAAGGGAAUUCGAGCCUCAGAAAGUCGGGUUGGGCGAGCCCUCCAGACAAUACAUCGACCAUACCAUGAAAUGCGAUGCAGUGGUGCACGGAAUCUUAAUCCUAUACCCUACCGUGCUGCAUACACAGGACACAAACUCCAUUUAGACCAAAACGAAAAGCUGGGCAUGUUUGGAGUUACACAUGUCCUAGCAAUUGAUGGCUACAGCAGCAAGAUCAUGGCUUAUGCAUGUAUGCCAGUAAAGAAUAACCUCACUAUUUAUGAAAAAGUGUACAGGCCUGCUGUAAUCAACAAUGGAAUGUGGGACCAAAUAAGAGUGGACCAUGGCAAAGAGUUCUUCCUGACUCUAUUUAUUCAAGAAAUCCUUGCUGACCAUAGACUGAAUACAGAAACACCACCGUAUCGUCAGACCCAAUCAACAAAAAAUCACACAAUUGAGAGGAUGUGGCCUGAAAUUAAUAACAGAGUUAAUUACCCUUUGAAGGAGGCUCUUGUCCAGCUGGUCGACCAAGAACUCAUUGAUAUGGACUGCAACCUAACAAGAUACUGUGUCUCUAACCUCAUCUGUCAACUGUGUCAUCUGGGCAUUAGCAGGGUAGUAGAGGCAUGGAACAACCACAGGAUUCCCGGAAAAGGAAUCCCCAACCAGCUUGCACAGGGUGGUUCUGCAAAAAACAUUUCAGCAGCACUACUGCCCAAUGGAACUGAAGCAGCUGAUCUGUACAUGGACACACUGGGGUCCUCUUUGACAAGGGUUUCUUCCUUUGGAAUGGACCCUUUCACAAGCGAACAUGAGAAGGCUACAGUGGAACAACUGUUUUCAGAGAAGUGGCCAGACAUUGCUGUUUUGCUCAAUAAUGCAGUCAACAAAAACUUUUUGCCUUUUAAAGAGGCUUUGAUCACUCUAGUCACUCUAACUCAAAGAUACUCAUAA
Molecule: messenger RNA, 1499 nt
Organism: Triplophysa rosa
Lineage: Eukaryota; Metazoa; Chordata; Actinopteri; Cypriniformes; Nemacheilidae
Exons: 6
Coding region: 312-1499 (395 amino acids)
Molecular function (GO): nucleic acid binding
Source: RefSeq, a predicted model, not a curated record